AUGAAGACUACUUACGGUGAUUCGUACAACACGUCGUUUAACCGACCACGUGAGUUUUAUGAUUUAUUUCUUACAAUUAUUAUAGUUAUUCCGUUCGCAAUGUGACAUUACAUUUCUCGUAUAUACAGUUUACAAUUAAAAUAACGCGAAUCAAAUAAAUCGCAAAGAGUUAGGCAGUAGUAUGGCAAUUAAAGAUUCUGAGUGGAGCGAAGAAUCGUAUGGUUUUACAAUGCGUUUAAUAUAUUUAUUUUCUAUUAGUAUGCACAGCUAAUCCACCAAAAAUUUUUACCCGAUUUUCAAUGAAGAUACUUUUCUAAAAAAAAACCAGGAAUGGAAAGAUAAUUUUCAAUUUUCUUAGGAGUUUGUCUAAUAGAUGGCAAUAACAGGCAAAUAAAUACAAUACUCAACAAAUAUUAUUACCAAAAAUAUAAAAUACAAAUGUAAUUAUAUGACUAUAAUAUGACUUUCAAAUAUUUUUAAUGAGGCAAAGCUAUCGACCGAACACCGCUCAGAAUCGUUCUUUCGUCAGCAAAUUUUACCGAUCUAACAAAAACUAUUAGUAUUAUAUGAGUUUGCAUCGUUUAAAUAAAUUAACUACCUAUAUUUCAUUCUUAUCGUUUUAAUGAAAACGUAACAAUUUGAAAAAAAGAAGAAGGAGGUCUGUCUCAAAAUUCUACACCAGAUACCGUGAAGAAGACGAAAACGUCUCACGAUGAUUCGUACAACUCGUCGUUUAACCGACCACGUGAGUUUUAUGAUUUAUUUUAUUGGCGGUGUGAAAUCGCAUUUCUUAUAGAUAUAGUUGGUCAUGUUCCUCGAGGUAACCGUCUAUAAACUUUCAUUUUUACUAUUUUUAUAAAUGAUUUAUCUAAUGUUAUCAAAAAGUCUGAUAUUAUUUUUAUUUACUUUAAAUGCCAAACCUUUAAAAAAAAAAAUUAAAACUCAAUCAAGAUGCUAUCGAUUUACAAACGUAUUUUAACAACUUACCAAAACGGUGUGAAACAAAUUUUCUUUUUUUAAAUAUUUAAAAAUAUAAGGUAAUUCUGUUCAAUUUAACCAACUACCCACUUAAUUUAGGCCGUUCAUUAUCUAAUUUUAUCCUGGAAAUUGUCUUUAAUUUCAAUGUUUAACUUGUGCAUCAUUGAUAAACAUAAUUGAAAACAUUGUUUCACGGAAAUUCGGAGCUGUUUAACAGAAAUGGUAGAUUGGUAGUUAUCAUUGGCGUUUUAGAAAAUAAAGCUGUUUUCCUAGCUCUACAGCUAAUAAGAAUCAUACCCUCAGCUGACAUUUAUUUUAAAUAUUUGAUUUGCAAUCUUGUGUAAUUAGUUCCGGUGUUGUAUUAUGGGAGAACCUAUAUACCUUUAGAAUUAAUUUAUGCGGUGGAGGGAUUAAAGAAUUUACAAAUUCAGUUGGAUAAUGUAUCGCCUCCUCUCUAUCAAUAACAGUAUCAACUAAAUAGUAAAUUUACCAUAAAUACGUUUUUACCGACAUUUUGAAUGUUUUUUUCAAAUUUUACUAGGGAAAAACAAAUAAAUAAAUAAAUAAUAAUAAUAAUUACAAUUAAUUCAGGAAAACCGCAUUUUGGGGAUGGUUUUUAAUAGAGAAAGGAUGUCUAUAACCAUAAACCCACCCCUAGACUCGACCGACCUAAUAAUGUAUUCCCCGGGACUGAUUUUUGAGGAAAAUUAACUACAUCUCACAAAAAAAAAAAAAAAUGUAUAAUGCAGAAAUGGGAUGUAAUAAUUUCAAUAUCCCCGACAGAAAAUAACAAACGUUAAAUACUAAGAUUCCUUGUGAUUGCGUACGAUCACGAAUAUACAAUAUUCCUGCAAAACAAUACAAAAAAAAACAAAAAGAAAAAAACAGAAGAUAAUGGACACUCAUUGAACGCUGGGUCACUGUUAUCGAUGAAAACUUGUGCAAAUAAAACGACAAUAUUUUUCAGAAUUUCCUCAAUUACAUAUUUUUAAUAUAGGUGUUUAGGUAAAUAAAACUCAAUGUAAUGUAAAAUUUCGAAAUAACAAAAGAGAUAAUCAUAAUACUUGUGAUUUAAUUAAUUGAAUUUAUUAUUUUCUAAAAAAAAUUUAAAAUACUAUCAUAAAAUUGAGAUUGAUAUAGUUAACUAUUAACCGUGUUUUCCUGUGAUUGUUCAUUCUUUGUCAAAAGUGUAUAUACAUAAUAAUAUCUAAAUAAGUGCGUUUAAAAUUAUGAACAAGUGUAUUUAAUGUUGAUCGAUUAGCUAAUGACAUAAAAACGGGAAAAUACCAAAUCGAUAACCCACAAUAAUACAUAAAACAAUAAUAACCUAUGUAGAUUAAUAUUUAAUAUUCAUUAAUAAAUUUUGACCAUGAUAUUACAGAAAAACGUAUUUUUUUACAGUGGAAGUGGAUGGAAUGGAUGGAAUAUACGAGAUUCCAUUCAUCUGGUCGGAUUACGGCUGGGAAAUGGACUACGAUGGUAAUUUUUAAUCUAUUCUAAGAAAUAUUCCGUGCAAAAAUUUGAUCACAGGUUUUUUUUUUAAUUCCAUUUUAAACUGUUUGUCGCUAUAAAAGAUAAAAGAAUUUUAAAAUCAGUUAAAUUUCCCUACAUCAAACAUUAUUUGUGCAAUGCUUAGUAAUUCCCACUUCCCUGAGUUUCGAUUUGGUGAAUUAUAGUACCAAUUUAUUAUUUAACCAGUAAUUAAAAUAUUUUUUAGAUUCCCUUCAUCAUCAUAUUUUUAACGGAUUCUUACUAAAAAAAGGUGUUUAGGUUAAUAAAAAGGAAAAAAAUGUAAAAUAUCGAAAAAAGAAAAGAAAUGAUCACAGUAUCACUGAUUUACUCAACUAUCUGCUCAUUUACUAUAAGAAAUACAAAUUAUAUGAUCGAUUUAUUUUAAACGAACCUAAUAGAAUGAUUAAUUUACUAUUAGACGUGGUGUGCUGUGAAUGUUCCCAUCUUUAUGGGAAAGUGUAAAUAUUUUAUAAUACCAAAAUUAGGGCUUUUAAAAUAUAAAAAAGUAAUCAUUUAAUAUGUAGUUCGAUUUAUAUGUGUCCACAAAAUUAAAAAAACAAUUCGAUGACUUCCAAUUAUUCAAAAAAUAAUAAUAUUCUACAUAUAAAUAUAACGAAUUCGUAAAUUUUAGUGUAAUAAUAAAUGUCGAUCAUUAAAUUACAGAUGGUCUCCUUUAUUCUAGUCCCUAUACCAUUGACAAUAUGCCGUUUCAGCUUUUUUUAAUUAUUUCUAUGGACGAUGUUACAGAUCCAUAUAUAACUGUCGAUAUUUCUCAAGAAGUUAUAAUAAAUGGUAAUUAUUAAUCUAUGUAAAAUAGAUAUUCUUCAUAAUAUUUUGUACAAAAAUUUGAUCUCGAUAUUUUCUUUAUUACUUUUGUUACAGGAUAAUAUUUUUUAUAUUUUUAACAACAGCUUCUCCGCCAUCGAUUUAUCAAUUGCAUCCGCAUCAUUAGGAGGAUCAAUAGAAUGGUCAGUUCAAACUUCAUACAAUAGCAAUGAUCACUGGCCGAUUACCUUAAAACUACUCAAAUCCCAACCAACAGAAAAAUCAACUCCCAAAUAG
Messenger RNA from Cinara cedri, 3552 nucleotides. NCBI's taxonomy places the organism in Eukaryota, Metazoa, Arthropoda, Insecta, Hemiptera, Aphididae. The record is from the annotation of a GenBank genome assembly.